This is a messenger RNA of Cicer arietinum (chickpea), 1236 nucleotides long. Its product is annotated as probable NAD(P)H dehydrogenase (quinone) FQR1-like 3. Gene Ontology annotation, molecular function: NAD(P)H dehydrogenase (quinone) activity; FMN binding. NCBI's taxonomy places the organism in Eukaryota, Viridiplantae, Streptophyta, Magnoliopsida, Fabales, Fabaceae. The record is from RefSeq and is a predicted model, not a curated record. Gene Ontology annotation, cellular component: membrane.
CAUUGAUUCAUUGGCACGUAAGCCUUAGCUCUUUCUAUCCACUCUCCAACACUUGCCAAUAUUUGGACGCAAGUUUUGCUUCUUCACACACACAAGGCUCUAUAGAUUCAGAACAAAUAUAUUAUAUAUAUAAAUAUAUUCAGAACAAAUACACAUGUUUUGCUUCACACACACAUGUAUAUAUAUAUAUAGAUAUUUAAAUACGUAUAAUCGUGUUCUGCGUGCCUAUUGUAUAAUCACUACACAUCGAAGGGGCUAGUAAUAUAAUCAUAGAGAUAAGUGAUUUGUAUUUCAACUUGAGACAACAAGUUAAAGAUGACUAUCACCAAGGUCUACAUUAUAUAUUACUCUUUGUAUGGACACGUGGAUACUAUGGCAAGAGAAGUACACAAAGGGGCUGCUGCAAUUGAAGGUGUUGAAGCUACACUCUGGAGGGUACCUGAGGUUCUUUCAGAUCGAAUAUUGGAAAAGAUGAAGGCGCCUCCUAAACCAGAUGAUAUAGCUGAUAUCAAGCCAGAACAACUUGUGGAGGCUGAUGCUAUUAUAUUUGGUUUUCCUUCUCGUUUUGGUAUGAUGCCAAGCCAGCUCAUGGCCUUCUUUGAUGCCACUGGUGAGUUGUGGCAAUCUCAAGCACUGGCAGGAAAACCUGCUGGAAUCUUCUGGAGUACUGGAUUUUAUGGAGGAGGCCAGGAACUUUCAGCAUGGACAGCUAUAACUCAGUUAGCUCAUCAUGGUAUGCUUUUUGUUCCACUUGGAUACACCUUUGGUAGUGGCAUGUUUGAGAUGGACGAGGUCAAAGGAGGCUCCGCGUAUGGCGCUGGAACUUUUGCUGGAGACGGAACUCGUCAACCUACAGAGCUAGAGCUUCAGCAGGCCUUUUACCAGGGUAAAUACAUUGCUGAAAUUGCAAGAAAGUUGAAAAGCUAACCUUUCUGUGUGACAAAUACUCAACAACAUAUUGUGAACUGCUACAUUUUCAAGAAGGCUUCCUGUUGCUAACUUGCUAUACUUUUACUAGUACUGUGGCUGCAGGAUUGCCUCUUUCUCAGAAAAUCUAAUUAUUCUAAUGCAUAAGAUAUCCAGUAUUCUUGUCUUCAGAAGAAAAAUGCUCAAAAAACAGAACUUUUUUAUUGAUUUCAGAAUUGAGUUUCUUCUUACAAAACAUUAGAUAUUUGAGAUAUUAGUAAUUAAAGGCAAAAUAAUGCAUGCAAUCAUGUAAGUUUGACCUGUUUUUCA